Messenger RNA from Aaosphaeria arxii CBS 175.79, 150 nucleotides. RefSeq lists its product as uncharacterized. NCBI's taxonomy places the organism in Eukaryota, Fungi, Ascomycota, Dothideomycetes, Pleosporales. The record is from RefSeq and is a predicted model, not a curated record. The annotation marks the transcript as partial. The transcript has a single exon.
UGGUCCGACAGGUGCUCAAUACACAACCCUACAGGAUAUGCACCUGUAGUAUUGAUUACUGGGCAAAACCCAGUUCUACCAAUAGAACUUAGCAUGCCAACCUGGCAGACAUUACCAUAUACCAAUGUCAAAACAAGGGAAGAUUUACUA